UAUCACUUUGUCACCAAGACUCAAGGGACAAAUGCCGAACUGACAGGACGGGGCCUCAAUAAGCUGCUGCCCUGAUCGAAAGUUGUCUUUUAAACGUCGUGCGGUGGAUCGUUAACCCACACAGUCUUCUCCGCGUGUUUUCUGACCGCCUUUCCAAAUUUAUCGUCUUCUGGAGAACAAAAGGUUGCAAGUGAAAAUGGCGCAGGUGGAAGUCCAAGACGAGAGCGCCAAAAAGCCGAUGGAGGAGAUCACGGAGGAGCAGUUCCUGAAAAAUCUUUACCUUUUCAUGAAGAAGCGAGACACCCCGAUAGAGAGGAUCCCCAAUCUGGGCUUCAAGCAAAUUGAUUUAUUUUUGAUGUUCAAGACUGUCAAUGACUUGGGUGGCUACCAUCAGGUGACGUCUCAUCAGCUGUGGAAACGGGUUUACAACACGCUGGGAGGAAACCCCCGGAGCACAAGUGCAGCCACCUGCACACGCAGACACUACGAAAAGUUGCUUCUGCCUUACGAGUGUCAGCUGAAAGGCAUAUUGAUGAGCUCCAUGCCGCAGCAUCAGUCGAGGCCCUACCGCGACCCCAAAGACAGCCUGAGGCCGUCCAAACGUGGGCUGGUAAACCACUGCUUCCAAUCGGACCCAGAUGGGAAUAUCUACUCUCCACCUUUCCAUUACUACCCAACUGGGUGGUCAGCUCACACACUUCUGCCACAUUUUGUGUCUAUUCUGCCUGCCGUAAUACCACCACAUAUCCCCCCUCCUCCCAAGGUCCCAUGUCUCCCCUCCCACCUGACUCAUCAGGACACAGUGAACGUGGUUAAAGAGCCUCUGGGUCACCUGCGUAGGCUGGCGAAGGAGUACAAGCACUCCUCAGGAUUGUCAGCCUCUGAACCCCUGAACCUGAGCACGAAAGCUCCAGCUCGGGAGCCCGACACCGACACUGACCCUCCCUCAUCGUUCGGACCACCCUCGUCCAGCAAGACCCCAAAGUUUCUGAACAGGCCCUCCACACUCUACGCCCCCCAUAGCGCAGGCGCAGUCAGAAGCGACGGAAGCGAGACGCAGGAGUCCGACAAAGGUGUCCCCACCCUCUCCGAGUCCGAGAAGAAAGAGAGCAGCGAUGCCGACGUCCAAGCCCCGACGCCCUCAGACAGCCCCAUAUUCAUUUCUGCUGUGAUGCCGGAGCCAAACAAAGGCGUCCUCGAGAUGACACCGAAACCCGGCUCUCUGAAAGCAGACUUUCCAGUCCGGCCGCCAGAGGACAGAGAAGUUAGGACGGAAGUGGAGGGUUUCAAUCUCAGUCACGUUCUACAUAGUAUACCCAAAGACGAGGAAGGCAAGAUGGAAAUCGAAGUACCGCUGUCCGUGGUUCGUAACUGGCUCAGGCUUUACGGCUCUUCAGCGAAGCCGCCCGAAGCAGAAGAGCUUCCCAUCCCAGAUUACGACGUCUCCAUGGGGAAGAAACGCGUGUUGGAUGUGGACGUUCUCCCGACAGUCUAUGAAACACCUCGUAGUCCUCCAUGCCAGAGCUCAGCUGAGGACCUGAGACUAAGGAACAAACCAGGACUCAUGCCAAACGCUCAGGCAGAUCACCACCAGGAGAGCCACCUCACCGGCUGCAAGACUUCUGGUGGUCUUCUGAGAAAUGUCGGAGGUGGCCGGAACGUCUGGCCACUCGACCACCAGGACAUCAAUAAGCCAUACAUGCUCAACUCAACCGAUUUCUGGGAUGCCUGUCCCAAAGAGACGACGGCUCCCCGCAGUCCGGUGAAACCCGAAUGCAGUCCCCCGAGGAAGUCUUCCAAGUUCUACAUGGAAGACCUGCUGCAGAGAGGGAUGCAGAGGUUGGAAGUGGAGCCCUCAGCCGUGCUGAUGCUGAAGUCCAGCCCCGCGUCCAGGUUUCCUCUGACCGCCGACGAGAUGAUAAAGCUGCAGAACAUCUCAAGUUCAUUGUGACGAUCAGAGAAAGACCCCCAACACCACAUUUAAGCUGCCACCCGUUAUUAACUCAAAUGAAAGCGUCUUAUUAGCGUCGUUGCGCAUUCGGAUGACGUCUAUGCGCCGUUAACGAAGAACAGCAGGACGGCAAAGUCAGCAUUUUGAAUGGAUACAUUGUAAUCAAAGUAAUUUACAUGAUUUCCAGUAUUAAUGGCGCAAACAUGAGGGAAAACGUAUAUGCAUAAACAUUCUCUUAUUCUUUUUUCCCCAUUUAUGAUCUGAAGAGUGAUUAGUUUCAUUUGUCAAGAUAUUUGAAUAAAAUAAACUGCAGGGGAAAUCAUUAAUCAGGCAUCAUAACAAAUAUCAGAAGAUGGAGAUUAAAGUCAUGCACAUUCAAAGUAAAAGAUUUUGACUGUCUUCUAUUUUGCUUAAAAUUAAGAGAUUAUUCUCUUUUUUCACAUUUGGAAUUCACUGUAAGGAUGUAAAUUAAUUUUGUCUAUUUUUUUAAACUAAGUUUUUUAUUUCUCCCUAAUACUAUUUUUUUUAUUAUUAUUAAACCUUCUAUGUCUUUCUGUUGAAAUGUCUGAAAUAAAAAAAAAUGAAUGUAAUUCAACAGUGAGGAAAUUAAAGGCACAACGUAGCAGAAUGUGAUUUGAAGAAAAUGUCUUCAUUGACAUUAAAUUAUCCUGUAAAUACAUAACCUGUACAGAAAUUUGAUUGUGAAAAUCAAAUAAAUUCCAUUAAAAAUCUGAUUGGCUUGCUCUUCGAAAGAAGAACUUGUCACUAAUGUUUUUAUUUUC
This is a messenger RNA of Gambusia affinis (western mosquitofish), 2733 nucleotides long. RefSeq names its product AT-rich interaction domain 6 (gene arid6). The transcript has 6 exons. The coding region runs from base 197 to 1951 and encodes 584 amino acids. Gene Ontology annotation, cellular component: nucleus. Lineage: Eukaryota; Metazoa; Chordata; Actinopteri; Cyprinodontiformes; Poeciliidae. The record is from RefSeq and is a predicted model, not a curated record. Gene Ontology annotation, biological process: regulation of transcription by RNA polymerase II. Gene Ontology annotation, molecular function: transcription cis-regulatory region binding.